AUGUCCCCUCCUAAACGGAAGCGCUCUGGUCGGGAAUUGAAAAGUCGAAGACUGAAUGAUCUAUCUGAUCCUCCGGCUUCUGAUGUUGUAAGCUCUAAGCGUGACUCGGAAGAUCCUACUUCUGUUGUUUUUCAUGAAUAUCCAAUUGAGCCGGAAAGCGAGAUAAAAUGCGUGGAAGAUGAUGCGGAGGUGCCUCACUCUGUCAAACCAGAAUCGGAGAUCAUUACUAGAGGCCUCCCGGAGAAGAUCCAUGAGGAUCCCCCUUUGGAGAAAGAAGACCCCAAGAGUCUGUCUGUUGCGGAUGUGUUUCAACAAAAGCUCUUGGGGUCCAGACUUGGUUGCUUUAUGGUAUCAACUACUGACUCCUUGAUAGUUAUUACUAUUCUCAUUCCCCUCAAUACCAUAACUGGGAAUGAAGAGCCUAUGGAAAUAGAAUCUGUAGAUAUGGAAAUUUUUGUUGUGAUUUACUUGCUUGUUGAUUGUGCAACUAGUGUUAUUAUAGGAAAGGAGGCCAUGAUUCCAACACUAUUCACUCUUGCUGCUCCACUUCCUUUAUUCCAACAUCCUUUUAUUGUCACAAGUGUUCCCAAUAGCCCUUUUGAGACAGGGGUUGCAUCUGAUGAAGAAGCAUUAGAUAAGGCUCGAUCAUGUUUAAUAGAGGGAUUGCACCUGUUUAACGAAGUGUCUGCACAUGCAAGGGCAUGUACAGAGCAUCUUUCUUAG
This is a messenger RNA of Lactuca saligna, 723 nucleotides long. Lineage: Eukaryota; Viridiplantae; Streptophyta; Magnoliopsida; Asterales; Asteraceae. The record is from the annotation of a GenBank genome assembly.